This is a messenger RNA of Syngnathus acus (greater pipefish), 2818 nucleotides long. It is a transcript of the gene clk2a, whose product is annotated as CDC-like kinase 2a. NCBI's taxonomy places the organism in Eukaryota, Metazoa, Chordata, Actinopteri, Syngnathiformes, Syngnathidae. Gene Ontology annotation, molecular function: protein tyrosine kinase activity; ATP binding. The coding region runs from base 189 to 1799 and encodes 536 amino acids. The record is from RefSeq and is a predicted model, not a curated record. Gene Ontology annotation, cellular component: nucleus. The transcript is spliced from 13 exons. Gene Ontology annotation, biological process: protein phosphorylation; regulation of RNA splicing.
UUCCCAGUGUCAUGGAACCUAUCAUUUGCUCCACUAGUCACGGCUACAACUAGCUUGGCACACGAACACAACGCUAUUUGCUAGCAACGGAGCUUGGGAUACCGAGCCGAUGAUAUUCUAAAUGUGACAAGAAAGCCAGCACCACGGACUUCUUGUGGGACAAACGUACAGGGCUCGCUGCUAAAACGAUGCCUUACACCAGAAGGUACACGUCCUCUGAGAGAGACAGUCGCAGCAGCUACAAUGAUCGCUACAGAGAGAAAGAAAAGGAUAGAUGGCGUCGACACCGACACAGAAGAUCGCCCACAUACUCUUCGAGCAGUGACAGAGACAGGGAUCGCCACCGAAGGGGACGAGGACAGAGACACGAUGCGAGUUACGUACGCUCAAGGAGUCGAAGCUUUGACAAUCGCUCAGCAGAGCAACGAGCAUUUGACAGAAGAUACUACGAGGGAUACAGGCGACUGGAUCCGAGCCGAGAUCAAGAUCGCGACCAUGACAGAGAAAGGGAGCCGCACGGAGCAGCUGAAAGUUACUAUCCACGCGACUUCUCCCCAAGCAUGUACGACUACCGACGGGGUCGAGAAAAGGAACGGGAGCGGGAUGAUUCGUACAGACGAAAAGGCAGCAGGCGUAAGCACAAACGAAGGCGGCGUAGAACCAGGUCCUAUAGCCCAUCGUCUUCGCGGAGCAACAGCCGGACGCGGGCACUGAGUGUGAGGGACGACGAGGAAGGGCACCUGAUCUGUCGGAGUGGGGACGUCCUACAAGAGAGAUAUGAGAUUGUCAGUACUUUGGGGGAAGGCACUUUUGGGAGGGUGAUGCAGUGCAUUGACCAUCGCAGGGGUGCAUCCAGCGUGGCUUUAAAAAUUAUCAAGAAUGUGGAGAAGUACAAAGAAGCAGCUCGCCUGGAGAUCAAUGUGCUUGAGAAGAUCAACGAGAAGGAUCCAGAAAACCAAUUCCUGUGCGUGCAGAUGUACGACUGGUUCGACUACCACGGUCACAUGUGUAUCUCCUUUGAGCUGCUUGCUCUCAGCACCUUCGAUUUCCUCAAAGAGAACAACUACCUGCCCUACUCCAUCGGUCAAGUCCGACAUAUGGCCUACCAAGUCUGUCUGGCUGUGAAGUUUCUCCAUGACAAUAAGUUGACACACACUGACCUAAAGCCUGAAAACAUCCUAUUUGUCAACUCGGAUUUUACCAUGUCCUAUAAUGUGGAGAAGAAACGAGACGAAAGGACGGUUAAGAGCACGGCCGUACGCGUGGUGGACUUUGGCAGCGCCACUUUCGACCAUGAGCAUCACAGCACCAUUGUGUCCACCAGGCAUUACCGAGCCCCCGAGGUCAUUUUAGAAAUGGGAUGGAGCCAUCCUUGUGACGUGUGGAGUAUCGGCUGUAUCCUCUUUGAAUACUACCUGGGCUUCACCUUGUUUCAGACUCAUGACAACAGGGAGCAUUUGGCCAUGAUGGAGAGAAUCCUUGGACCCGUGCCAUCCAGAAUGAUCCGCAAGACCAGAAAGCAAAAGUACUUCUAUCGAGGCCGUCUGGACUGGGAUGAGAGCUCCUCAGCGGGGAAAUACGUCCGGGAAAACUGCAAGCCUCUGAGGAGAUACUUGCUGUCAGAGGCGGAGGAGCACCACCAGUUGUUUGACCUCAUCGAAAGCAUGCUGGAGUACGAGCCCUCCAAGAGACUGCUCCUCGCCGACUCGCUCAAGCACCCCUUCUUUGAUUUUGGGGGGAGCAGCGAGGCGGCGGCCGGCAGUAAGAGCUGGGAAGCAAACCGAGACAUCAGCCGGUGAUCCGGAGCACCUCCUCCUGCUACGGCACUAUUUUAAUACACGGAGCGGAGCGGUGGCUUUCUUUUGUUCAUCAUUCUAGAAGCAGGAAUCUUGUACAGUCAGGGCUUCAAGAGGACAACUAUGAUCCAAACUAGUCCUCUAUGCAUCUCACGUCUUCCUCCUCACGUCAUCCGUCCAAACAUGUGGUGCAACCGAGACUUUCUUGAGGUGCCGUGUCAAGUCAUUUUGGGAGAAGAAAUGUCUUCUUCUUGUGGAUGGUGAUAAGGAGGGAAAGGAAAAAAAGAAGUCGUCGUCGUCAUCAUCAUCCCACAGACCAUCCAUCAAUUUAGGCGGUUAUCAUGCUUAAUGAGGGCAAGCUAAAGGCUCAUUUUUCCUGCCAUGGAAUUUCCAGAGUGAUGCAAGUGAUUUUCGAUAAAUGAGCACUUGCACCAAAUUGGCAUUUUCCAUGCACCUUUUAAGCUCUAGAGAAUGGAGGCCGUGAAAAGGCCUUCCUUAGUCAGUCAUCACCAAUGAGACACACUCCACUCUUGCUAUAGUCUUGCUGGUCGUUAACGCCACCAAGAACAGGAGGGAAGGUAACGUUUUCUGGCUUUAUUUGUUUUUGUUUCUGACUUUCUCUUUUGUUUCUACAUGGUAUGCAUUGUUUUCUACAUGUGAUGCGAGUGCGUGCGUGCGUGCGCCGGGAACGCCACAUUUAUAUAAAUGUCCUACGCUGUGACUUGUAGCUUGCCCAGUACCUUUAACAACAAAAGUAUAAAUUGCCUUUCUGCAGGCGUGAUGUCAUCACACCUGAGGUUUUCCCCACUGAAGAUAAGCACACGUCCCGCAGGAGGGGGGGGUUCAAAUGAGCUGCACACAACUGUUUGAUAUUUAUUUUUGGGGGUGGUAUUAAAAUAGGUCAUUGUUCUCACCUCCCGUGUAUACAUGAAUUGUUUUUGUAUGAAACGAAAGCCUAUAAAAGUGUAUAUAUGUAUGAUGCUGUAGAAAUAAAGUGCAAGUCCUGAUUUCCAAAGGGAAAC